Messenger RNA from Peniophora sp. CBMAI 1063, 1179 nucleotides. The record is from the annotation of a GenBank genome assembly. Lineage: Eukaryota; Fungi; Basidiomycota; Agaricomycetes; Russulales; Peniophoraceae.
AUGGGGAAAGUUGAGCUGGGUCAUGAAAUAUUUAUCGCGAAUUGCUUGGUCUUCGUACCUCUGGUGAUACUGUUUUACGAAUAUGUCGCCACCUUCGAGCGCGAGGUACGGCUAUACUGGCCGCCACGACACCCGCUCGGAUGGGUCUCAUCUGUCUUCCUGGCCAACCGCUACCUUUCGCUACUCGGUCACAUCCCCAUCUUGUACUCUGUAUUCGGCAACAUGUCAUACAAGUUCUGCUCAAACCUAUUCGUGUAUCACUCGUAUUACGAGAUCGUCUUACAAUUGUUCGUUGGAGCUCUUUGCAUGAUGCGCAUAUAUGCUCUGUACAACAAGAGCCGCUGGAUUCUCGCCUUCCUGAUCGGGAUCUCCGUCUUGAGCGUUGCCGUCGCAGUAUGGUCGAUCGUGAGAUCUUCUGGAGGCGGUCCGCACAUCAUCGCGACGGAGCCGUUAUUCGUAGGGUGCAAUCAGCUCAUGCCAGACGAUAAUGCGCGGCAUCUCGCCAUCGCGUGGAGUGGCGUACUGGUCUUCGACAGUGCUGUCUUCGGCCUCACUGCGUACCGUACAUUGCGCAUUGGUAAAGGCAGACUGGCAAUGAUCCUUCUGCGAGAUGGGGCGCUGUACUUUGUAGUACUAUUCUGCACUAAUCUGGGCAACAUAUUGACUCUACUGUUAGCCUCAGAGGUACUCAGGACUGGUAGUACGACUAUGACGAACGUGAUAUCUGAUUCGCUCAUCACUCGGAUAAUGCUCAAUAUCAGGGAAGUCAUGCCUCCCGGGAGGUCGACGCGUCCGACAACAGACGAACCCUUCUCAUAUGACACUCCCGUUGAUACCGGCGCUGCACCCCUUUCGACAAUCGUUGACGGCAUGCCCACAACGUCAUUCUAUCCUACUCGGCGUUCGCAGCCGUGGGUUGAUACCACGGCAGAAUACCCCUACGAUACGGAGAAUGGCAUUGAGAUGCGCUGGCGCAGUGAGGCAGACCCGACGGCCCCCGGCGCUCUGCGUGGAUACGCCGUUUGUGAAUGCGCGCACAUGGUGUUAUGGUUCUGCAUAUUGCGGCGCCCGCGCUUGUGGCUAUGCGUAGCGAGACAAUCAGACAGGGAAGUCGUUGUGGCCGGACGCAAACCUACGGCAUCUCUUACAGCUUACAUGAUGAUCAGUGAAUGGUCGUGA